GCGACGAGUGCGCAGUCACCAGGAAGUUGAAUGAUUAGUUCGGCCAUGAUCCGACAUUAAGUCGGUUAUUUUAUUUCCAAAUGUUUUGAAAGACUAAAUUAAAAUAGAGUAAAAUUAUCAGGUGUUUAUAAAGGUGUUUGUUUCUUUUUCAAAUAUGUCUGAUACCAAACACGGUGAAAUCGACGGCGAGCUUGCCAUGACAUGCAGUCAGCCUCUAGCCGAUGCCUUCAAGGAGCUGGAGAAAUGGAAGAAAUUAGUCGAGGCAGCAGAGACGGCGAAGUCCACACUGCUGCUGGACAAACUGGAUACAGAGGAAACAAAGAAAAAAGCUCAGCAAGAAACAACCGAGAUAAUGAGUACUGAAGAGCAACUUACAAAAAGCUUUAACAAAAAGGGGAAAAUAAUAGAGGAAGAAAUUGGUGAUCUUGAUAAAGUUAUUCAGGAUCUGAUGAAAAAAUUACAGCAAUACAAAGAGCAACUGAAAGUCAAGAAGGCUGAAAGAGACUCUUUGCAACAGAGAUUUAAGAUUAAAGCUCAGAUCCCUGAGAAGAGAAUGAAGUUUACUCAUGUGGAAAAAGAAGCGAGAGAUGAGACAGAGGACUCAGUCCAGAACACUAAGGCAGUGUUCACCAUCACCCAGAGGCCUUCCCUGCUGCUGAAGGGUGGCCAAGCUCUUAUUACGUUCGAGGAAGAGAAAGUGGCUGAGCAGAUCCUGAGGCUGGCGAAGUGCACUGUGUCCUGUGACAAGGACAAGGUAGACGUGAAGCCAUAUGCCAUAACUCUGGACCCCUCUGUGAAAUUUGAGGUGCAUGUUAGCAUGUCUAAGAAAAGCAUUGAGUUUUCCAAUGCUCCUCCUCACAUAUCUGAGGAGCGAAUGAGGGACCGGCUGGAGCUGAGCUUUUCAAAGCCCAGCUGCGGUGGAGGAGAGGUGGAGACACUGCAUUAUGACCCGGAGACUGGCAAAGGUCGCGUCACCUUCCUCAAUUCUGGAGUUGCAGAGAAUUUGGCUCUUAAAGAAACGUUCUGUGCUGAUAUUGGUAAUGGCAUGGAAAUCAAUGUUGGACCAGUAUAUGAAUAUCAGCUGAAGAAAUUUCAGACCUUUUCGGGAGUGCCAAAGCGUUCUCUGCUGCUGGGAGGGAUUCAGGAUGUGACCGAUGAUGAGGAACUGCAGGACCAUCUGGAGAUUCACUUUCAGAAGCCCAGCAACUACGGUGGAGAGGUGGAGGCCAUCAAGUACAUCUCUACUACAAAAAAGCUGAAGGUUUUCUUCAGUGAGGACAGCAACGAUGUGGCAGCCCAAUAAGCAAAUCUCCUACCCUACUGUACACAUGUACGCAAUCUCUCUAUGUAACUUUAAAAAGAUUAUCAGGAUUUUUUAGCCUUAACUAUAUGAAAAAUGUAUAUGUAUGUAUGAAGCAGUUUGCUUGUACAUCAAUGAAGUACUUUUGAAACAUAUUGCAAUUCAUGAUUAUUUUACUGGGGGUUUUCUCAGGUUUAACUAAAUAAAAUAUUUUUAAGAGUGCUAGGUCUUAAAUUCUAGUGGCAGUCUAAACUGGCUUGAGGAAAUAUUAAUUUUUUACCUCUGUAGAUCACGUCAUUCUACAGUGGGCCUGUGUUAUCAUAAACCCAGAGAUUAACAUUCUUGGCUAAUGGUUUUCUUUGUCCAAUAAUCUUAUGUGCAAGAGUAAAUUCUGUCUCAUGGCUGUGCACUCUUCUGUGAAAAAAGGUUUGGUAGUAAAAACAACUGGUCUUUUUAAAAUUAUUAUUUAUGCCUGCAACUAUACUCUGUGGUUCAAAACUUCCUUGAAUCUUUUACAUCCUGUGGUAAAUUUCAUUUUUUUCUUCAGUUUGGACUUCAAGGUGAAGUCUAUUCAUUAAAACUGCUCAAUAAUCUCAA
This is a messenger RNA of Electrophorus electricus (electric eel), 1897 nucleotides long. It is a transcript of the gene nmi, whose product is annotated as N-myc (and STAT) interactor. The record is from RefSeq and is a predicted model, not a curated record. Gene Ontology annotation, cellular component: cytoplasm. Lineage: Eukaryota; Metazoa; Chordata; Actinopteri; Gymnotiformes; Gymnotidae.